Molecule: messenger RNA, 393 nt
Organism: Phytophthora sojae
Lineage: Eukaryota; Oomycota; Peronosporomycetes; Peronosporales; Peronosporaceae
Exons: 1
Coding region: 1-393 (130 amino acids)
Source: RefSeq, a predicted model, not a curated record
AUGAAUCAAAUUCUGCCGGUCGAGACCCACGAAUCGCGUCACCCCCUCACCUCUUUCGAGCAGAAUUGUCUUGGGUGUCCAUUCAAGAGGCUCUUCUACGACUGCGACGAUUUUGCCUACGUGACGUACAAUGGGAAGCGUUGUUCCAGUGUCGAGGCACUGCUGCUCACGGGAUAUUUGUACUAUGGCAGACACAUCUACCAAGCGUCUUCCGUGCAACUGCUGCUUCUGGCGCGCUUGUUGCCACGGAAAAUCAUUCGCACGUUCAAUGUUCUCAUCCUACGAUGGCAAGUGGAUCCGAAGACAGGGACGAUAACCCACGCGCUGUCCUGCACGUGGUACACUGCUAGCAUGGAGAAUCGCGCAUCAACUAGCGUGACGCCAGUAGCUUAG